GCUCACGCGUCCUUCACAUUUCCCUGAUCUCCGACUCUGAAAAAUGCGGUUGUUCUCGACGGUCCUCUUGGCUGCCGCUCUCGUAGCUGGCAUAGUCGAAGCUACGCCAGCCCCAACUAAGACAAGCCCCCUUUUAGCCCGCGGUGGCGGCGGUGAAGGAGGUUACGGCUCCGGAGGCAGUUAUGGCUCCGGUAGCGGUUAUGGUUCUGGCAGUAGCAAAGGCUCUGGCAGUGGUUACGGCAGCGGCGGUGGCAGCAAGGGCUCGGGCUCCAGUAGCUGUGGAGAGAAUGAGUUCUACUACCCUACCCGUAGCUGCUGUCUCCCGCAUGGUGGUCCUUCCAAAGCUCCGACGCCACCCAAGGGUGUCGACUGCCCAUCAUCUUGGUACUUCGACCAUAGUCAAGGCUGCUGUGUACCGCGUCACAAACCGACUAAGCCCGCGAGCCCGACUUGCAAGAGCGGUUGGUCCUGGCUCCCUGGUCUUCAAUGCUGCUCGCCGCACCAGCCCACGCAUCCUGCUCCCCCUACUCCAUCUAAGAAACCCAAGUCUGGAGGCAAUGGCGGCUACAAGGUCAAGCGCAACCGUGAGGACCAAUGGGAUGCGUCGUUCUGCCCGACUGGUUUGACGACGUGCCCGGUUGCCUCGCACGGCGUUCUCACUGGUGAUUCUGAAUGUGUUGACACGACGUCUGACUUGACUUCCUGCGGUGGAUGCGCUUCUCUCGGUCAGGGCACUGACUGCUCAAAGAUUCCGAACGCAUCCUGCUUGGGCGGUGUUUGCGUCGGUAGUAGUUCUGACCUUGUUGGUAUCAUACUUGUUUCGUUUGGUUGUUACGAAGGUCAAGCUAUCGUCGCCUCUGAUCACUGAUAUUUACGGACAUUCACAUUCGGCUCUGCUAAAAUAUAUUUUGUCUCUUCUCCAUGUUGUUUUGCUUUGCAAAGACGCUUGGCUUUGAGGGGAAAUACCCUUAUCAUGUUACCAUGGACACUCUGUGAAGAGGGUCGAACUGCCGCGAAUCAAACAACAAAAAAAGAUUGACAGCGCGAAUCAGAAUCCCUGAUUUGCAUCACAGCCUUGUCUAAUUUGGGAGGCCUCGGCUCAGGUCUGAGGGAAUUACGUGUCGCGGGAAUGCGUGGGUUAUAAUUACUGAAAUAGGUAGCAUUAAUAGACCCAGCGGACAACUGAUGCCGGAAGCAGCCGGUUUCUGAUCCGAGCAGGCAGGACUUAUUCAGACUUGUAUACGUCACCAUUUUUGCUCAUGGCUCAGUGUCC
This is a messenger RNA of Fomitiporia mediterranea MF3/22, 1273 nucleotides long. RefSeq lists its product as uncharacterized. NCBI's taxonomy places the organism in Eukaryota, Fungi, Basidiomycota, Agaricomycetes, Hymenochaetales, Hymenochaetaceae. The transcript has 4 exons. The coding region runs from base 44 to 868 and encodes 274 amino acids. The record is from RefSeq and is a predicted model, not a curated record.